AUAAGAGGAAACCAUAGCCGACCUUGCGGAUCCAUCCCCUCGGCCGUAGGCGCCGCCGUCCCCUGCGGCAACCCCCUCCCCGCUCCCCCGCCGCCCACCACCACUCUACCCCGUGCCGUCCCCUGCGGCAGCCUCCCUACCCAACCUGCCGUCUUCCGCCGGCCACCCACCACUCUCCUCCGCUGCCAUCCCCUGUGAGUCUGUGACAACCGCGACCCCCGGCCCUGCCGUCCGCCGCCGGCCACCACCUAUGCAGCCUGGGUAAUUAUGCCUGGCUGCGUUCCGGGGGAAAUAAUCUCGCGGGAGACGGAGGCGGGAGAAGAUUUGAUUUCCUUGUGUGAUCAGGGAAGAGAGAAGGCCGAUUUCGGAUUGUGCGGCGAGGGCAGUCCAAAAGGAGUGAUUUUUAUUCGGAGUCUGUCUGUUGAGAAGCUGUAAAUCCGGAUCCUCCUCCCUCUCCUGUGAAUAAUCUCCUCCCUUUUGGAGGAGACCCGGCCGAGUCGGAGGAGGGGCCGCCUAUAUCGAUCUUAUAAAUUGGCGUCCCCGAUUUGUUUUUCGCCGGCGAUUAGUCUGCUUUGUUGCGGCGGUCUAAGUAAACAGAGGAGUAGGAGUGAGGAUUAAUUUUGUUGUCGCAGAUCCAAUAAGGUAGAUAUCUUAAGGCCAUUUGUUGAUCCGAUCAGCCAUGAAGAACAAAAGUGGUGGUCACAGACGCAAUAAAUCAGCUCGCAAUGAAGCCGCUGCUGGCAACAAGAAUGGUCGUCGCAGGCGGAAUCUAAAUGCAAUGCAGAAAUCAGCUCGCAAUGGAGCCGCUGCUGGCAAUGGAGACAGGCUUAGCAAUCUGCCCAAUGACCUCCUGCUCAACAUUCUGGAGAGGGUGGACACACUUGAUGCUAUAAGGACCUGCAUCCUCUCCAAGCAAAUGCUGAAUCUCCCCACCAUGUUCUCGCAGUUCUUCUUAAGUGCUGGUUCCGUUCCAGGUCACCAUGAUAAAGCUCGUGUUUUCAGCCGCGGUGAAGUUCUCCGAACCAACAAUGCUGUGGCUCGUGUAACGGAUAGCAUCUUGUGCACAAGGAAUCCGAAGAUAGCCAUUACUAAACUCAAAAUCAGAUUCGUCUUGAUGCCACAUGUCUCUCUCACCAUUGGAAGAUCUGUUGCCCGCGCCAUGGCAACCCAGAAGGUUGGCGCAGCUGAGUUUGAGAUCAUAACGAAGAAGGCUUAUUCGGACUGCUCUUCUGCCGAUCUUGUCCAAUUUGCGAAUCAGUUAAAUAAUUUUGUUGGUGCUUUCCCAGAUGCAUUUGCUGGACUCAGGCGCCUGUGGCUGCGCAAUAUGAGGUUUGCUGAACUGGACAUUGCCAACAUUCUCAGCACUUGCAAACUCUUGGCGUCUUUGCGUUUAACUGAGUGCGACUCAGGGAUUGAUUCUGUGCUGCAAGUAGAACAUGCUCAGCUUGUUGAGAUUGAGGUAGACUAUGGGGAAUUUGCGAGAGUUGAGCUGACAUGUCUACCAAAACUCCAACGAGUGAGGUAUAAUAAUUGGUACUCUUAUGGAGAUCCCCUGUAUUUUGGUUUUGUACCACAGCUUUCAAAGCUAAGCCUCGCUAAAACUGGCGUCCGUUCGGAGAAGACUCUCGAGUUAAGUCAGCUCCUUGCUAAUGUUCCUAACAUAAGCAAUCUGCAUCUUGAUUUUGAAAGUGAAAAGAUCUGGGUUCUACCAGAAUGCCCGAAACUGCUCACGCCUGUGCUUAGCAAACUACAGCAUGUGAAUCUAGACAAUCUUCCUGAAGGAUGUGAUUUAGCUUGGACGAUGUUUAUUCUUGAAGCUGCACCCGCCCUAAAAGAGCUGUGUGUCGCAGUAAGGGAUCAUUGGUGCAUAAUGGUGACAGACGAAGAAGUUCGGAAGAAAAAUGGUUACUGCGAAAAGGCAGAUGUGAAUUGGAAGCCAUACGCACCUGAUUUCAAGCACAAGAAUCUGGUUAAGCUCACCAUCUAUGGCUUCCAACCCGAUGACAGUUUUAUGCGAUACAUCAGGUGUGUUGUGGAUCAUACGGUUAAUGUAACAGAGAUAUCUCUGUACGACAGGAAAGUGUGCGGGAGCUGUGGUGACUUGGAUCCUGAGAUCAAGGUCAAGGUUUGUCCAUCAAGAUAUCCACAGACAGCCGAAGAGAUGAAACAGAUAACUGAGGGGUUGGGUUUGGCUUCGCGUGCUGUGAUUCACUUCCGGUCCUAAGUGUAUAGGCAGUUCGUUCCAUAAUCACCUUUCCUGUAGUUACUCUGUACUCUCUUUCCAUUGAAUUGUCUAAAAUGUGGGAAUAUUUAUUAUGUUGUCACCCCAAACCAUUAUGGACAAGUUAAUGUGUUCGAAUUGCAAUCAUUUGUGCCCUGUGGUACCUUACUGAGGUUGAA
This is a messenger RNA of Triticum dicoccoides, 2400 nucleotides long. RefSeq lists its product as uncharacterized. The record is from RefSeq and is a predicted model, not a curated record. The coding region runs from base 680 to 2224 and encodes 514 amino acids. The transcript is spliced from 4 exons. NCBI's taxonomy places the organism in Eukaryota, Viridiplantae, Streptophyta, Magnoliopsida, Poales, Poaceae. Gene Ontology annotation, molecular function: protein binding.